CUUGAUGACUUAAACAGAUGGAGUCUACUUCUCAUUUCUCCUUUUAUUUAUCCUGAUAAGUUACUCAAAGCAGAACAUAUAGCUUUUGUGACAGAAAGCAUUUCAGCUCAGACAGAUAACUUGCAGAAAGUACCUGGCUCUUCAAAAGAGAUUGUGAAGUGGUCAGACUACUGUUUGCCAUUGGCCUAUAAACCUGGUGAGCCUUAUAAAUUAAUUGCUGAAGCGAGUGUAGAUAAUUUCAGUAACCUUGGAAUAGCAUUCAUGGAGGACAGGCUUCAGAUGGAUAACGGAAUGGUGCCACACAAGAUUGUUUCUGUCCAUUUACAGGAGUCUACUCUGAAGGAGUUGGCGCAGGUGGCACCAUCUCUAGAAGAGCAAAGUGUAAGCAGUACACAAAUGGAUAAAGUAACUCCUGCUGCUGCUUUUGGGACUACUCUUAAAUCGGGAUUAGGAGUUGCUGAGUCUGCAGGACAAGGUGAUGAGGAGAAGUCCAAGCUAGAGAAAGAAAGUCAGCAUGAAGAUGAAUCCAGCAGCCUAUCUGACAGAGAGAAAGGUGCUGGGGAACAUCAUCACUUGCAUCUUUCCAGCUGUCGUGAAUGCCUGCAACUUGAAAACAGUACUAUUGAAUCGGUCAGAUUUGCCUCUACAGAAAACAUUCCAGAACUUUCUGAUGAUUGCAACAGCAAACUGGAAGAGAAGAAUGUUGACUGUUUAGCAAGAGGAAUAAAGAGAGUAAACCUUGCUGGAAAGCCCCCUAAUAUAUUGGUUUAUCUUGGUUCUAAAACUGCAAAAGUAGAAUUCGAGCAGGUAAAAUCAAUCCUUCAGGAAUGCAUUGAUGCAAACAGCUACAUCAUCUACCAGCUUCAUGAGGAACAAGUUCUGAAAGAUCCGUGGGUUGAUAAUUCAGUGCUGUUGAUCAUUGCCACAGAGGAGCCUCUUUCUGAAGAGAACCACAAACAGUUUAUGAAGUUUUUAUCUAAAGGUGGAAAGAUUUUAGGGUUUUCUUCAUCUUUUACAUUUGAUGGCAUACAAAUAAAGAGAAAAAGCAAACUGAAGAAGACUGUUAAUGAAUUAGUGGUCUCUAAAAGGGACAACACUGAAAUUAAGUUAAAUCUUUUGAUGAGUGGCUGUAUUUUUGAGGAAGUGUUGAAGGAAGAUACCAGCAAAGUGAAGACGUUGAGUCGAUUAAAUAAUGCUGAUAAAGAUAUAGUUAUUGUUCAUCUGACUUACGGAGAUAGUGGAGGAGAAGCCAUUCUUUCUCAGGCAUGCUUGGAACUGGAUAUCAAUUCUAUGGAUGUCCAAACUGAAGAGGAUUUUAAUUUGCUAAAGAUAAGCAAUACAAAGAGACACGAAGUUCUCAAGGAGAUCCUGGUAUCACUUGGCCUGAGUUGUGAAUUAAGUGAAAUUCCUGUGUUAACACCUAUUUACCUACUCUCUUCUGAUGAGGAAAUCCAUCUUGCUUUUCUGAAAUGGCUCGAGGGAAAUGUAGAUGCUGAAGGCCUAAGAGCAUCCAGCAAGGUGUCUCUUAAAUUUGUUUCAUCCUGUGAAUCAAAAAUUGAGAUAACUCCAUCUCUCAUGCCAGUCAUCACUGAGAUGGGAAGCUUCUCAUCAGCACAUUUCAGCCUGAAGACAUAUCAACAGAAUCUUCAAACAAAAAAGCUUGGAAAGAUCCUUCUUUUUACUGAAGUUACCACAACAACAAUGAAUCUUCUAGAUGGGUUAAUGUUCGAGUUGCCUGAGGAGAUGGGUUUAAUAGCAAUUGCUGUUCGACAAACACAAGGGAAAGGUCGUGGUGGCAAUGUGUGGCUGAGUCCCGUGGGCUGUGCACUCUCCACUUUACAUAUCACCAUUCCUCUGCAUUCCAACCUGGGCCAGAGAAUUCCUUUUAUUCAGCACCUGGUGUCCUUGGCAGUGGUAGAAGGAGUUAGAUCAAUACCAGGAUAUGAGGAUAUUGAUCUGCGAGUGAAAUGGCCGAAUGAUAUUUACUACAGCGAUCUGAUUAAGCUUGGUGGAGUUCUGGUAAACUCUACACUUACUGAAACAACAUUUCAUAUACUUAUUGGCUUUGGAUUUAAUGUGAAUAACAGCAACCCCACCAUAUGCAUCAAUGACCUCGUCACAAAAUUUAAUAAGGAAAGGGGGACAAAGCUGAAGCCUCUCACUACAGACUGCCUCAUUGCAAGGACUGUGACUGUGCUAGAGAGGCUUAUAGAGGUUUUUCAGGAGAAAGGGCCCAACGGAGUUCUUCACCGUUACUACAAGUACUGGAUACAUAGUGGAAAGCAAGUCCAUCUCCACAGCGAGGAGGGCCCGAUUGCGUGGAUAGUCGGGAUAGAUGAUUACGGAUUCCUUCAAGUUCAUGAAGAAGGCAAGGGUGUGGUGUCUGUGCACCCAGACGGGAACUCCUUUGACAUGCUGAGAAACCUCAUAGUCCCAAAGCAUUAA
Molecule: messenger RNA, 2445 nt
Organism: Mesitornis unicolor (brown roatelo)
Lineage: Eukaryota; Metazoa; Chordata; Aves; Mesitornithiformes; Mesitornithidae
Gene: HLCS
Product: holocarboxylase synthetase (biotin-(proprionyl-CoA-carboxylase (ATP-hydrolysing)) ligase)
Exons: 10
Coding region: 262-2445 (727 amino acids)
Biological process (GO): protein modification process
Cellular component (GO): cytoplasm
Molecular function (GO): biotin--[biotin carboxyl-carrier protein] ligase activity
Source: RefSeq, a predicted model, not a curated record